This is a messenger RNA of Mus caroli (Ryukyu mouse), 717 nucleotides long. It is a transcript of the gene Cdrt4, whose product is annotated as CMT1A duplicated region transcript 4. NCBI's taxonomy places the organism in Eukaryota, Metazoa, Chordata, Mammalia, Rodentia, Muridae. The record is from RefSeq and is a predicted model, not a curated record.
CACCUCAGGGGAGCAGCAAGACCAUGGCUGACUGCAACAGACAGAGGACAACAAGGGAUCUGGGACCCAGAGUUCAGGGGGCUGCAGGAUACCAAAAAUGAUCUCUAAGCCAGAAAGCAGCCUCUCUGGGCAAGAAAGUAGCCAAGAGGUCCAGAAAAAGACGUGGAACCCCAGGAAUUAUUCAGCAAGACUCACGGAAAACAUUGGACUCCCUCUGAUACUGCUUGAAAAACACAACCCUUGGCCAGCCUAUGUCACUUACAUCUCCCCAGCAGUAACCCGAAUCACCGAAAAAGGCUGGGCCAGGGAUCUGGAGUACAUUUAUGCUGCUGAGAAAAAUGGCAAGCCAAUAAGGCCUAGCAAACCUAGUGCCAUGCUGCUGAAGAGGAAGAAGCUGUCCAAGCCCUCAGAACUCGUGCUGAAAGAGACCCUGUCAGAGACCAUGCUACCUGUGUGGGAAUGCUCCACCACGUAUGUGAGUCCAACAUUUGUCCCAGAACCUGCACAACUCCAAAUGGAUGCCAGAGAGGGGCCCACAGCAAACUACAACAAGAUCAUUUUCUCCAAGAGGCCUGUGAUGAGCAAACUUCCAUUUGGCUUACUACAGGCCAGCAAGGAGACGCAUACCAAAGUUUAGCAAAGAGCCCUGUAGCCAUCGCCUGAGAAUGACAACAGUUACUCUCCAUUUGCUACAAAUUACAUCAUGUCCUGGAAACU